Sclerotinia sclerotiorum 1980 UF-70 is the source of this 3516-nucleotide messenger RNA. RefSeq lists its product as hypothetical. The record is from RefSeq and is a predicted model, not a curated record. The transcript is spliced from 5 exons. The coding region runs from base 1 to 3516 and encodes 1171 amino acids. Lineage: Eukaryota; Fungi; Ascomycota; Leotiomycetes; Helotiales; Sclerotiniaceae.
AUGUCGAAAAGGUUCCUGGGACAUCGUACCCCUUCCACUUCCGACACUGGUAGGAAUCCCACUAGCUUUAGCCGCAAAGAAGAGGAGGAACAAAAAGACCAGGUUUCAAGGUUGUAUGAGCUUGGACUGCUCAGCGACUCGGAUAAGAGAUCAAGGAGGCGAGAGAAAGACAAGGUCAAGGGUCCAUUUGGUGGAGCUUGCGUUGCAGGAUCCCGUUCCAAAAAGGACAAUCGCAAAAUUUUAGAAUUCUUUCCUGAGAACUCCAAUACGUCGUUUUCCUCGGCCUCAUUUCUAGCCAGCAAGGCAAAUCGUGAUCUCAAACAGCGAGCCGGUGGUGGAAUGACAGGAAUGUUGGACACGGAUAGAACUCGCAACAGGAGGGAGAGGACGUUUGUUGGAAGUGAAUGUUCUGUGUGUGAAGAACCAUUGGAACACACACUCCGCGGUGAACGAAUACUACAGUUUUCAUGUGGCCAUGUUUCACAUGAGGCAUGUUUCUACGAGUACAUCAAGGAGAGUGAAGCUCAAUAUUGCCCAACUUGCAAUGCGCCAUUAGGUCUAGAUACGAGUCGAGGAGGCAAUGUUCUUGACAUUGGUAAGACUUUCAAAAAUGUUUCGGCCAGCGAUCAGUCCGCGAGAUCCACCCCCACACCCUCGAAUUGGGAAUCCCAAACUGUACGGCCGCCCAGCCGCGAAUCUAAUGCUCGAACUACAAGAACAAGAGCGAAUAGCCAGGACACUCAUCCUAGGGAAAAUAGCAGAGAUAAUGGUAGCAACAGAGAUAGCAGGGAAAGUAGAGAGCGCAUGGAACGAUAUCCGCCACCGUCAAGAACUUCACAUCAAAGGAAUGAUAGCGGGAAUGCUCCAUCAUCUGUUGGUUAUCCAGAGACCGCAAUCAGUGGUCCACCCCGCCGCCAUGACUACGACGUGCAAGCAAUGGAGUCAAAUAUUAUGAGUCCUCGAGCGAGUGUCACGAGAAAUCCCAUACCGGCUCCAGUCGUUAGCAUCCGUUCUGAGUUUCCAACCCUAAAUAGGUCGAGACAACAGCAAACUUUGACUUGUCUUAUCACAAUUGAAGUACCGGACAAUAAGUGGCGACCCGACCCAGAUGACAUUCGAAGCGCUCCUCCACUACCCAACAUCCGCCCCGAAGACACCUAUGCCAGGCCUCCCUCUCCUGCCCAAAGUGCACCACGGUUCUAUCCUUACGAAUCUCCCGAGGUCUUGGACGAAAUUACAGAGGGAUUGCGAAACCGCGUUGAGAAUUGGCACGGUCUUGAUUUCAACAGAUUCGGAAAAUUGCGACUGUACGGAACUAUUCGAGUUGGGAAAGACAAACAAUCUUGGCAGGAACUGGAAUGUUUCUUGUUUGCGGAAAUGCUUAUUUGCGUGAAAGAAAAGAAAGUUUCAUCGUCACAACCUUGGGAUGAGUCUAAUGGGGUUCGAAAAAGCACUCGAUGCACUCUCAAAGGUUCAAUAUUAAUCAAGAAGCAUUUGAAUGAAGUGACCGAAUCUGGAUCUGGUAAUUCUCUUGGACAAACAGAAAAGAUCACCGCAACUAACUUACGGCCUAAUGAAGAUAAUAAUAUAUUGACCUUGAGCCUUUCCGUGGCGGAGCUCCCAUCCUUCCAUCUCAAAUUCGACAACCGCAAUCAACUUAAGUUAUGGCAACAGGCCUUAUUAGAUCUGAACGCAAUUGAAGGAUCUCCAGCACGAAGUCCAGAUUACGAUUUCUCCGAGCCUGAAGAAGAAGAGUGGAAUCGCGAUUCCACAGGGCCACAGCGAGUAUCGGUUAAUUCGUCGGGUUAUGGAGGUAGAUCUGCCACCACUGUGCCGACAGAGUACACUGUGGCUCCCAGAGGCUUACGACUACCUGCCCCAAUCCACGUUCCAGUCGAUAUUGUUGUUGUAAUCCCAAUCUCAUCUUCAAUGCAAGGUGUGAAGAUUAGUCUUGUAAGAGAUGCGCUUAAAUUCAUGGUUUCUAAUCUUGGAGAUCGUGAUCGCAUGGGUUUGGUAACCUUUGGUUCUAGUGGUGGUGCGGCACCACUUGUAGGAAUGACAAGUAAGACUUGGAAUGGAUGGCAGCAAAUCCUGGCUUCUAUUAGACCAGUUGGUCAAAAGAGUCAUCGAGUAGAUGUUGUCGAGGGCGCGAAUGUUGCAAUGGAUCUUCUCAUGCAACGAAGGUCAAACAACCCAAUCGCUACAAUUCUUCUGAUAAGCGACUCCUCUACAUCUGAUGCGGAGAGCGUAGAUUUUGUGGUAUCGAGAGCUGAGGCAGCAAAGAUUGCUGUUCACUCCUUCGGACUAGGCAUGACCCAUAAACCAGACACCAUGAUAGAAUUAUCAACGCGAACGAAGGCUUCCUACACAUAUGUCAAAGACUGGAUGAUGUUGCGAGAAUGUCUUGCAGGUUGUCUCGGAUCCCUUCAAACAAUGUCACAUCAAAAUGUGAAAUUAAAACUUCGACUUCCUGAAGGAUCGCCAGCUAAAUUUGUCAAGAUUAGCGGAGCUCUACAGAUCACUAAACGUGCAACAGGUAAAGACGCCGAGGCUUCUUUGGGAGACCUCAGAUUUGGUGAUAAGAGGGAUAUUCUAGUACAGCUAGUUAUUGCUCCAGAUAAUGCUUCUCAGGAACAACUAGCGCAAGACCCAUGGGACUCUAUAGUUUCUGGUCUUGAGGCACUUGGUGGCCCAAUUGAUCAAGAAGACCAACGAGUUAUGUCAGUAGAGGAGGUUCCUUUGAUUCAAGCAGAUUUAACCUGGGGCGAUAUCCUCCGAGAUGGAACACUUACUCAUUUGCCCCGCCCUUCACUGUUAGCAAUAACUAUGCUUCCUGCUUCGACAAAUCAAAAGAAGCAUACUACCUGGAAUAGCGCUCCACCCAUUCCGCCACAUCCAAGCGUCGUCCAACGCCGUAUGGAACUUCUCACAUCCGAUAUGCUUACACGAGCUCUCACCUUGGUUUCUCGUGGUCAACAUGAUCGUGCACAACACCUUUUGAGCGAGACACGUUCUAUCUUGAAAGGUCUAGGAAAAGGUGGUCUACCUCCAAUUCCACCACCACCUUCGAAAUCACCAAAUAAUCUCUCAUCCCGCACUGGUUCUUCGUCCCCCACAAGCCGCACUCCCGAGCGACGCCGCACCCCUUCACCAACAUCUGCUACUACGAUUAGCUCAAACCACACCCUUGGUCCCAUCCCUCGACACCAGUCAAACGACGCGCUCUCGGCAGUUGCUACAGCACCUGGUAUUGAUCCGAACACUGUUUCAGCUCUCGAUGCUGAGUUGGAGGCAAGUUUAGAAUGGAUCAAUCACCCUGCUGUAUUUGGCAGGGACAACAGGAAAGCAGUACUUCAGGCUAUUGGUGUUAUCAGCAGUCAGCGAGGAUAUACCUUCCGAACGCCAGUCGAAAGCCUAUGGGCAGGUCGGGUCAGUGGUAUCAAGAGAAUGACUGAGAGAAGUCGGGAGUGGAGAGAGGAAGGGGGUGGUGAGGUUGGGAUCACAGAAGAGAGCUAA